AUGCAGGGCCGCGAUAAGUUAUGCGCGAAGCUCUCCAGCGCAUUCCUCAGAAAGUGGUGGUUCGUGCUGGCCACCGCUGUGGUUUUGCUGCUGCUCGGAAUUAUAUGCGCGAUAUUUUUCGGGACCUGGGUCAGACUAUUUAUAGAUCAUGAGCUGGUGCUCCGCCCCGGCUCGAUGACGUUCGAGUGGUGGGCGCGACCGCCGGUGCGACCGUUCGUUCAUGUGUACGUCUACAACGUCACCAACGCUGAUGAGUUCCUCAACAAUGGCUCCAAACCGAUACUAGACGAACUCGGCCCCUACGUGUACUCGGAGGAGUGGGAGAAAGUGAACAUAACCGACAACGAGAACGGGACGCUCUCCUUCCACUAUAAAAGGACAUACACAUUCCAGCCAGAACUGAGCUCGGGCCUCGACGAUGAUGCCGUUGUCGUGCCCAAUAUUCCCAUGCUGAGUGCCACGUCCCAGUCAAAACACGCAGCGCGAUUCCUCCGUCUGGCUAUGGCGUCUAUCAUGGACAUCCUGAAGAUCAAGCCGUUUGUCGAGGUGUCAGUUGGUCAGCUGCUCUGGGGAUACGAGGACCCUCUGUUAAAACUCGCUAAGGACGUAGUGCCAAAGGAACAGAAGCUCCCUUAUGAGGAGUUUGGACUUUUCUAUGGGAAAAACGGCACCGCACCGCAAGUAGUGACGAUGUUCACUGGUGCGACGGACAUCACUCGCUACGGCAUCGUCGACAGGUACAACAUGCUAGAGCGUCUUCCGCAUUGGACGACGGACGAGUGCAACAGUUUCGCCGGCUCGGACGGCUCUAUCUUUCCGCCGCACAUCACCAAAAACGACACACUGAAGAUCUACGACAAGGAUCUAUGCAGGCUGCUGCCGCUCAAGUUCCUGGAGGAAGUGGAGACGAGCGCGGGCGUACAGGGCUACCGCUUCACGCCGCCGGAGGACGUGUUCGCGGCCGACGAGCACAACAAGUGCUUCUGCCCGGCCGGCCCGCCCUGCGCGCCCAAUGGUCUCUUCAACGUAUCCCUCUGCCAGUACGACUCUCCUAUUAUGCUAUCAUUCCCGCAUUUCUAUCUUGCGGACGAGAGCCUCCGUGAUGCUGUAGAAGGAAUCUCCCCACCUGUACCCGAGAGGCACCGACUCUUCAUUGAUGUGCAACCGGAGAUGGGCAUCGCUAUGAGGGCACGAGCGCGCAUACAAAUUAACCUGGCGGUAUCCCAGGUCGUGGAUAUCAAGCAGGUCGCAAACUUCCCCGAUAUCGUCUUCCCAAUUCUCUGGUUCGAGGAGGGUAUCAAUGAACUUCCCGAAGAAGUGACGUCGUUACUGAGACUAGCCACCAAAGUGCCCCCGAUCGCCCGUUCGGCUCUCGGGUGGGGACUGUCCGCGCUCGGCAUUCUUCUCAUAUUGCUGGCCGUCACAUGUCUCAUCAGGUCCUCACACCGCCAAAGCACUUUAAGGCUCGAGGGACACGUGGUGGCCAAGCCGCCCCCAGCGAAAACUCCUAGCAAAGAAAAUGGCUACGAAUUAAACAACAGGAGAUAA
This is a messenger RNA of Parnassius mnemosyne (clouded apollo), 1548 nucleotides long. The record is from the annotation of a GenBank genome assembly. NCBI's taxonomy places the organism in Eukaryota, Metazoa, Arthropoda, Insecta, Lepidoptera, Papilionidae.